CUGGCGACCGCCUUGACAAACCUGUUCCCCAUCUUUGUGCUGGGAGCGGCGGUGUGGGCGCUGGUGCACCCCGCAGCUUUUGCGUGGUUCGACAACAAAACGGCCAUCACUCCAGCCCUGGCAGUCACAAUGCUGGGGAUGGGCAUUUCUCUGACGUUUGACGACUUCAAGCGCGUGCUGGCCACCCCGGGCUGCAUCUUUGCCGGCUUUGCGCUCCAGUACACGGUCAUGCCUCUGAUGGCCUACGCCGUCUCCCGCCUGAUGGCCCUGCCCCUUCCCUAUACCAUUGGGCUGUGCAUCGUGGGCAGCUGCCCCGGCGGUACCGCCAGCAACGUGGUCACGUACCUGGCCAGGGCUGAUGUGACGCUCAGUGUGGCAAUGACGACAGCCAGCACGCUCGGCGCAGUCGUGGCCACCCCUCUGCUGACGCAGCUGCUGCUGGGCACUCUGGUGCCUUCCGAACACACCCACAUCUCUACUGUCGUCGCCAUGCAGGUGGUGCUGGUGCCGGUGCUGCUGGGGGCUGCCCUCAAUACGGCAUUUCCUAAGCAGGUGGCGGCGCUGGCACCCCUCAGCGCCCUUUCUGCGGUGGUGCUGAUUGCGCUCAUUUGCGGCAGCGUGAUGGCGCAGAAUGCGGCGGCGGUGAUGCAGGCGGGGCCGCAGCUCCUGGCGGCGGUGUUUGUACUGCACGCGGGUGGAUUCUUCUUGGGUUAUGCGCUUUCCAAGUUGCUGGGCAUCCCAGAGAGGGCAGCCCGGACCAACAGCAUCGAGGUGGGCAUGCAAAACAGCGUCCUGGGGGCGCUGCUGGCGAGCGUGCACUUCCCCGCGCACCCCGUGGCGGCAGUGCCGUGUGCCAUCUCAGCCUGCAUGCACUCUAUCCUGGGGUCGCUGCUAGCGGCAUUCUGGCGCACGAGG
Chlorella variabilis is the source of this 915-nucleotide messenger RNA. RefSeq lists its product as hypothetical. The transcript has 9 exons. The record is from RefSeq and is a predicted model, not a curated record. NCBI's taxonomy places the organism in Eukaryota, Viridiplantae, Chlorophyta, Trebouxiophyceae, Chlorellales, Chlorellaceae. The annotation marks the transcript as partial. Gene Ontology annotation, cellular component: membrane.